Chaetomium fimeti is the source of this 759-nucleotide messenger RNA. Its product is annotated as tubby C-terminal-like domain-containing protein. Lineage: Eukaryota; Fungi; Ascomycota; Sordariomycetes; Sordariales; Chaetomiaceae. The record is from RefSeq and is a predicted model, not a curated record. The transcript is spliced from 2 exons. The coding region runs from base 147 to 755 and encodes 202 amino acids.
CUCAGCCCGAAAUCUCAGCCCGACCUGAAAUGAUAUUAUUCUAAUUACAAAAUCAUCAACAGCCGACGGCCAAGACCAUCACCAAAUCACCCCAUCCGAGUAACGGCUUCAAAUACAUACCAGGAACACAGCACACAACAGACGCGAUGGCAGCAGCGUAUCAACUACCCCCAGUCCCCCAGCCGCUGGUUGUAUUUGGUCAUAUGAUCGCGAACCAGACUGUCACGCUAGUGCUCAAAGAAAAGUCAUUCGACGACUUCACCAUCAAGGGCCUCGACGGGAUGCGAUGGAUGCACAUUGAGGGCAAGAUCGCGUCGAUACACGGCCGCAAGAAGGUCUUCGACCCAUCAGGGGCCCACCUCUUCGAUAUUGUCAAGGAACUGCUGCACUGGCACGCCACCUACAACUGCGAGGCCGAGGGCGGCAGCAGACAAUACAUGCAAGUGAAGAGCAAAUUCUCAUUCUUCAGCUCCCGAGCCAACGCGACCUUCACCACAUCGCAGGGGAUGCCGGCCAAGCUGGCCAUGACGGGCAACUGGAUGGACACGACGGCCGACAUCGUCGACACGGCGAGCGGGGCGGUGGCGGCGCGCAUCGACCGCAAGCUGUUCAACGCGCGCGAGCUCUUCCUGGGCCACCAGACCUACCACGUCACCAUCGCGCCGGGCGUCGACGUCGCGCUCAUCAUCGCUAUGUGCGUGUGCCUUGACGCGACGCAGAACGAGGGGCAGGGGGCGGCAUGCACCAUCUUGUAGGGGU